This is a messenger RNA of Closterium sp. Naga37s-1, 576 nucleotides long. NCBI's taxonomy places the organism in Eukaryota, Viridiplantae, Streptophyta, Zygnematophyceae, Desmidiales, Closteriaceae. The record is from the annotation of a GenBank genome assembly.
AUGGCUUUAACUACUGUCAGUUCCCGACUAAGAUGGUCGCCUUUGCAACUUCCACGGCUUCAUGCCUCAAAAGUGAAAAGUUCUGUCAGGGUAUUUAUCCCCAAACCGGAGACAAGAAGCCAUUUUCUAGCAGCAGUCGGCCAAAACGAGAAGAUUAAGCAGCGAAUAAUAGGGGUCCGGCUUGAUAGUAGUCACGGCAGUCAGAGGUUUCGCACCAGAAUUCUCUCCAAACACAAUUCUGAAACGGGCAAUACGGAUUUGCCGGGCGAAGCUCGCUUUGUGGAGCCCACCUCCUCCGCCCAAUCAGAAUUGGCCAAGUCGCCCCCUCCCUCUACCUCCAACCUCUCCUCCCCUGAACCAUCAACGGAUGGCCCGGCUUUAUCUCCAGACCCAGCCUCAAAGACAGGCUCGGAACCAGGCACGGUGCUAGGCUCGGUGUUGGACUCGGACCCGAGCCAGCGGCGGAGUGUGCAGGUGACAUUUACGUGUGGAGUGUGCGGGGCCCGCACCUCACGGCUGGCGAACCCCCUGGCAUUGAAGAAAGGAACAGUCUUUGUGCAGGUGAGGGAGGGGUAG